AUGGAAUUUAUCAGCCACGCUUUGCCCAAGACGCCUCUGAUGACGUCAAGCGCACGGCUCUUGAUUCUAUUUACUCCUCUCUGGGAGAUUUUGAUUUUGAAUUAUGGACAGACGUUUCUUCAUCUCUCGCCGAACUCGCAUCUGGAUCCGCUGCACUAUUGUAUGGCUCCACCACGACAACUGAUCUCCCUGUGGAGGUCCAUCGUGCAGCAGCUGGCAGGCUCGCAUGCCCAUAUAGAGCAGAGUGCCUUGCCACUGAAGAUGGCAUUAGACAUCUCAUAUCUUUUGCCCGGAAACAUCCCAAUCGCCCACACGAAUCCUGGUGGCAACGGACUCCCUGUCGGCAACUGA
Messenger RNA from Trypanosoma cruzi, 351 nucleotides. RefSeq lists its product as uncharacterized. NCBI's taxonomy places the organism in Eukaryota, Euglenozoa, Kinetoplastea, Trypanosomatida, Trypanosomatidae. The transcript has a single exon. The record is from RefSeq and is a predicted model, not a curated record. The coding region runs from base 1 to 351 and encodes 116 amino acids.